CCGCCCAUAACAGCCACCCAAAUUGCUCUCUCUCUAAAAGGGAAAUAUCUAUGAAAAAUAGAGACACUCAACACAGGAGCAGAGAAUCCCAUAAAAACAACAUCAACAACAACUGCAACAGUAGCAUCAUCGACCUCAACAAAAACAACACCAACAUCAAACAAAACACCCCAACACCCUCACUCUCUUCUCUACUAUUUCAUCUCAAUCACUCCUUCCCCUAACCCCUUUUCUCUCAGAAGUUCUUUUCAUAGCCAUAGAUCAUAGAUAGGGACCAACCCUAAACUGUUGAAACACUACUCACUCACGCUGCUUACUGAUAACACACUUACACGCGCACAGUACCAUCAACACCAUCAUCAUCAUCAUCAUCAUCACCACCAUCGCCAUGUCCCUCGAAGACUCCCUAAGAUCUCUCUCUCUCGACUACCUCAACCUUCUCAUCAAUGGCCAAGCCUUCAGCGACGUCACUUUCCAAGUCGAGGGUCGUCUCGUCCACGCCCACCGCUGCAUCUUGGCCGCGCGCAGCCUCUUCUUCCGCAAAUUCUUCUGCGGCCCCGACCCUCCACCCGGCCUCGACCCCGCCGCCGCUUCGCGAGCCGGCGCCGCCUCCGCUGCGCGUCCCCCCGGCGUGAUCCCGGUGAACUCGGUUGGGUACGAGGUUUUCCUGCUGCUGCUGCAGUUCCUGUACAGUGGACAAGUCUCCAUCGUGCCGCAGAAGCACGAGGCCAGACCCAAUUGCGGCGAGCGAGGGUGCUGGCACACGCAUUGCACCUCCGCCGUUGAUCUCGCCCUCGACACCCUCGCCGCCGCCAGAUACUUCGGCGUUGAACAACUUGCAUUGCUCACUCAGAAACAACUUGCGAGCAUGGUGGAGAAAGCUUCAAUCGACGAUGUGAUGAAAGUGUUGAUAGCAUCUCGAAAGCAGGAAAUGCAGCAGCUGUGGAGCACGUGCUCCCACCUGGUGGCAAAGUCAGGACUUCCGCCGGAGGUGCUGGCCAAGCACCUCCCCAUCGACGUGGUGGCCAAGAUCGAGGAGCUCCGCCUCAAAUCCUCCCUCGCGCGCCGCUCCAUGCUGCCGCUCCGCCACCCGCACCCCGACCUCGGGGCCGCCGACAUGGAGGAUCAGAAAAUCCGGCGGAUGCGGCGCGCGCUCGACUCCUCCGACGUGGAACUCGUUAAACUCAUGGUGAUGGGGGAGGGCCUGAACCUGGACGAGGCGCUGGCGUUGCACUACGCCGUGGAGAGUUGCAGCAGGGAGGUGGUGAAGGCGCUGCUGGAGCUGGGCGCGGCGGACGUGAAUUUCCCGGCCGGGCCGGCCGGGAAGACUCCUCUUCACGUGGCGGCGGAGAUGGUAUCCCCAGAGAUGGUGGCGGUGUUGCUGGAUCACCACGCUGACCCGAACGUGCGAACCGUGGAUGGCGUGACCCCGUUGGACAUCCUGAGAACCCUAACCUCGGACUUCCUCUUCAAAGGGGCGGUCCCCGGACUGACCCACAUUGAACCCAACAAGCUGAGGCUCUGCUUGGAGCUGGUGCAAUCUGCAGCUCUCGUUUUGUCUCGUGAAGAAGGGAACAACCACAACAACAACGCUAACAACAGCAGCAACGACAACACUAACAACCCCAACACUUCUGCUUCUGCAACUGCUAUCUAUCCACCAAUGAGUGAAGCGCACACCAGCAGCAAUUUGGACUCGAGACUGGUGUAUCUGAACCUCGGCGCCACGCCACAAAUAGGUGACGAUGAUAGCAGCAGCCAGAGGGAAGCCAUGAACCGUCAUGGCUCGCAAGGUGGUGGAUGUGACCCAUCAAUGCUUUUCAAAUGGUAGCAAUGUGAAGUGCGGUUUCAUGGGAGAUGAGGAUAAGCGACAAGGAGAAUCUAAUCACUGUAAUUUUAUUUUAUUUUGCUGUAAAACCAAAGGGUGCAUGGAGGAGACGCAGGUCAAUCUUUUCAAUCCCACUUCACCUGUCAACUCUUUGUUGUUUUUCAUAUACACUCACUGAUGAUGAUGAUGAUGAUGCUUAGCUAAUAUCACGGCCAAUGCUUGUGUUCUUUUAA
Vigna angularis (adzuki bean) is the source of this 2061-nucleotide messenger RNA. RefSeq names its product BTB/POZ domain and ankyrin repeat-containing protein NOOT2. The record is from RefSeq and is a predicted model, not a curated record. Lineage: Eukaryota; Viridiplantae; Streptophyta; Magnoliopsida; Fabales; Fabaceae. Gene Ontology annotation, biological process: plant organ development. Bases 389 to 1831 code for a protein of 480 amino acids. The transcript is spliced from 3 exons. Gene Ontology annotation, molecular function: protein binding.